AUGACAACGAGUAGUCCUGGUUUUAAAUGUAUUUGGAGUGUGGUAGAUAAUCAGACAAAAUGUAAACCAGUGUGUGGAUACGGUUAUUUCGGACUUUACGGAAUGGAGACAUGUCACCCAUGGCUAGAUUGUGAGGACCUAAAGAAUAUAGAGGGCGCCGAGAAAAUACCGUCAGCUGCCAUGGGCCUUGUAAAAGAAGUGCGAAUCAGUAAAUGGAAUGGAUAUGAUGUCGUCCUGAAGAAAAUGAGAACGUAUCAUUACGGCAAAAGAUCACACAGAGAGUUCAACCAUGGAGUGCAGAUUCUGAAAGACUUUUCUAAUUAUUCAGAGGUUCUGCAACUUGUGGGACAAUGUCAUCAAACAAUUGUAACAGAAUUUCAUGCCAUGGCAAACGCUACAAACUUAGAGAAACAUAUGGAGAAAUACAAACACUAUGAUAACAUUCGUACUAGAUUUCAGUUGUGCAUUGACUUUGUACAGAUCAUGACUAUCUUUCAUUCCGGUCAAGGUGGGAAAGUUUACGCUCACUGCGAUGGAAACUCAAUACAUAUCGUUUUAUGGCAAUAUCUUCUGACAGACGAUUUUCGUCUCGUGAUAAGUGAUGUUGAUGCACUUGUCGACCUUGAAAUACUCAAUGGUGUUACUAAAAGGAAGGUUUGUCCUGUUGAAAGUCGGAAUUACUCAGUGCCUUUUAACGCUCCAGAGCAACACUGGCCUUUCAAAAAGAAACCAUUUAACUUUUCAAAGAUGCCUCCUUAUGAUGAAAAAAUUGAUAUUUGGAAGAUUCCAGAUAUUUGCAUCAGAUUUCUCUACCACAAGCACAUUAAAGCAGUUGUGUUGCCACAUCUUUUAAAUAUUCACAGUAAGUGUAAAAACAGAAACCCAAAAGACAGAGCGACGGCAGCAGAAGUCCUGCAAGUUUACAAACAUGUCUAUCAGAAUUUCUUUAAAAAAUCCGCCGCUGUUUGA
Molecule: messenger RNA, 969 nt
Organism: Saccostrea echinata
Lineage: Eukaryota; Metazoa; Mollusca; Bivalvia; Ostreida; Ostreidae
Product: protein O-mannose kinase-like
Exons: 2
Coding region: 1-969 (322 amino acids)
Biological process (GO): protein phosphorylation; carbohydrate phosphorylation; protein O-linked glycosylation
Cellular component (GO): endoplasmic reticulum membrane
Molecular function (GO): protein kinase activity; ATP binding; carbohydrate kinase activity
Source: RefSeq, a predicted model, not a curated record